This is a messenger RNA of Formica exsecta, 545 nucleotides long. RefSeq names its product phospholipase A1-like. Lineage: Eukaryota; Metazoa; Arthropoda; Insecta; Hymenoptera; Formicidae. The record is from RefSeq and is a predicted model, not a curated record. Gene Ontology annotation, molecular function: lipase activity. The annotation marks the transcript as partial. The transcript is spliced from 2 exons.
UAGAAAGACUAUACAGUAUUUUCAUUGGAUUGGUCUGCUGCAGCAUGCACAGAUGGAAUACCCAUAAUAAAACUGCUGGAAUAUCCUGCAGCAGUAAAAAACACUCGUGAAAUAGGAGAGCUUAUGGCGAAAUACGUUAUAACACUGAUAACGGAUUGCAAAAUUCCACUGGAUAACAUAACGUUUGUCGGUCACAGUCUCGGGGCGCAUGUAUGUGGCUUCGCUGCAAAAAACAUUCAUAAUUUGGGUUACGGCAAAAUGCCGCUUAUCAUCGGCGCUGAUCCCGCGGCGCCGCUGUUUGCGUGGAAUAAGUGCGAGAAUAGGCUCUGCAAGACGGAUGCCAUACAUGUAAUAAUUGUUCACACAUCGCUUCUCGGAAUGCAGUCCAACAUGGGUGACGUCGAUUUGCGGUUUAAUGGUGGAAAGGAACAACCAAACUGUGGUGAGAUUAAUUAUUAUAUUUAAUUAAUGCAUUCAAAGAUGUUGAAUAUUACGAGAAUGACAGAAAGUGAAAGACACUGGAAAUAUUGCAAAUAAAAUUCAUG